UGGGCAGGGCUCGUUGCUGCAAAAACAAAGCAACCAAUAAAUCUUGUGUACACACAAUACUCAUAGAGAUGGGUACUAGCUCUUCCAGAGACCAUGAGGUUCAUGUGGUGGUGGUGCAGUCUCAGGAGGGUGGUCAGAUGGAUGCCAAAAUGAUCAGGGGAGCUUAUUCCGAAGCCAUGAAGAAAAAGGGUACUGCAUCUGAGCUCCAGCAAACUAGUGACAGUGGAGACCGUGCGACAAGAAGAACUCCACCCUCCCACCUCGACAUUGCCAAAGAACCAGACUCAAAUGAUCCAUACUAUUCCAAUGGCUAUAUCGGGACAACCUCUAUAUAUGAUAAUGGGAAGCAUCGGACAGAGUUUAUAACAGGAGCUGGCUACGAGAGGGGGAGGCCGGAGUCCAUUGACACCAGACGACCGUCAGAGGGGUCUACUAAACGCCAGAGAAGGCAGGGAGUAACAGGAAAGGUGUCUAGCAAAGACCUACAGAGCAAAUCCUACCACCGCCAGUACAACAGCCAUAUCACCGGAGGCACCUACAGUACAAGCACGCUAGAGACUCAGAGCAUCAAUGAUAGAGACACUCCUCACACACAAGUCGAGCUCUCACCUGUGAGUGAGAGUUCAGUCGUUGCUGCAAACGCUGGAAACAUGUUCGAGCUCUUUCGAACAUUCGAAGGAGAAGAAUUUACUUUGUAUGUGAGAGAAGAUGGGAAGAAAUUCUAUGUCGAUUUUGAAGAACAAAAGUGGAGAUACUUUCCUGAUGCUUGGGGUGACAGAGGAAACUUCCUACCAAUCGACCACGAUCCCUAUCAGGUGCAGAGUGAUGAUGGCACAACUGGCAGACAGAAGCAGUUUACUGGGGUGAGAGAAGGAGAGUUUAUUCAUCCCACUAGAGGAAAACUGGUCACAUACCUCCGAAAGGAGACAACUAAUGUUCUGUACUUCUUUGACGAGGGCACAGGAUCUUGGUAUCCUAUGCCUCUUUCUUGGGAGAGACAUGUUCCGGGAGUCACCUCAAUUAUCAGCGAAGUACAGAAAGCGUGUCCCGAGUGGAAGGAUGCGAAGUCAAUAGUUGCCAUGCUUCGCUGCUGCAAGUAUUCAGUGGAAGAGAGUGUCAGCGUCUACAACGCUAUUAAUGAUGACGGAGUGUUGGACUAUUCUGAGGCUGGAUUAUAUGGUGGCAGAGACCCAUUCAAAAACCUCACUGAAAAGAAGCUCAAAGAAACGGCUGCACAGCUCAGAGCAAUGAAUGAUAAGCAUAAAGAGGCCAAAAAACAGCUGGAGCAACUUCAAAGCAAGGUCGAUGAGCUGGAGACAGAAAACAAGAGGAUGAAGAGAGAGCUUGAGAACGGGAAAAUGGAGCAUAGAAAACAAUCCAAAAUGCAUCGGCAGCAAUCGCUAAGUCAAAGUUUCCGUGGUGGUAUUCAACCAUCUGUUAUAAGACCAUUGCUGACCAUCCUUGGGGAAGAGUCUCGAACACUCAAGGCAAAAUUUACAGCUCUUCGCAGUGUAGCCACCAAAGGACUCACAAGCUAUGCUGGCUCUUUACAUCAGCUUUCUAAGUCAGUGGAGCAGCUGGUACGUAUUCACUGGAGACAGAAGCGAGAGAUUGUGGAAGUGAGGACACUGUAUCAGAAAGAGGCCCUUCAAAGAAAGUUACUUUUCAAUGAGGUUCAAGAACUUAAGGGUAAUAUUCGAGUAUUUUGCCGUUGUCGCUAUGACAAAUCUGAUCGAUGUCAUCUUCGUUUUGACGAUGACAGAGUGACAUGCACCACACAGCAAGGUCGCAAGAAAUUGUUUGAGUUUGAAAGAGUCUACAUGCCUGACACCACUCAAGAAAAGGUAUUUGAGGAUACGAAGCCUAUUAUCACCUCCUGUGUGGAUGGUUAUAAUGUGUGCAUCCUAGCAUAUGGUCAGACAGGGGCUGGGAAGACGUACACCAUGAUGGGCGAACGAGAAGCUUAUGGAGUCAAUAUCAGGUCAAUGAAAGAACUUUUCAAGAUAUGCAACGAGAGAACUAAAGUCAAAUACACAAUGAGAGUGUCAAUGGUGGAGGUGUAUAAUGAAGCAGUGUAUGAUUUACUGGCUUCUCCGGAUGAGGGUCACCAAAAGUUGCAACUUCAGAAUAAAGGGAAGAACGUGGCUGUUCCAGGUCUGAUUGAGAUUGAAGUGAGGACGAUGGAGGAUGUGAUGAUGAUCUUCAAUGAGGGGGAGAAAAAUCGCACUGUAGCCAGCACCAAGAUGAACACCAGCAGCUCUCGUUCUCAUCUUCUGUUCUUCCUCAAAGUGGAGGGAUUUGAUGUUGUCUCCAGGGCAACAACAAGAGGGAGGUUAACCCUUGUCGAUCUCGCUGGGUCUGAGAGGAUUUCACGGAGUGAGGCGUCUGGAAUAAGACUAGUGGAAGCAGCUGCCAUCAACAAGAGUCUCUCUGCAUUAGGACAGGUGUUUGCGUCUAUUCGUACUGGUGCUCUGCACAUUCCAUAUCGUAACUCUAAGCUUACUCAUCUCCUUCAGCCUUCUAUUGGAGGAGAUUCGAAGGCAUGCAUGUUUGUGAAUGUGAGUCCCCUGCAAUGCAAUGUUCUGGAGACCAUCAGCACACUGGAGUUUGGACAGAACGUACGACAAGUGGAACUGGGAAAAGCAACUAAACAUGUUACUAGGGCUCCAAAUUAAACAUAUUUUUAUGCAUUAAGCAGUCAAUGUCUCAUGAUACACAAUAAUUAAUGCUCAUUGA
Molecule: messenger RNA, 2736 nt
Organism: Halichondria panicea
Lineage: Eukaryota; Metazoa; Porifera; Demospongiae; Suberitida; Halichondriidae
Exons: 18
Coding region: 69-2675 (868 amino acids)
Biological process (GO): microtubule-based movement
Cellular component (GO): microtubule cytoskeleton
Molecular function (GO): microtubule motor activity; ATP binding; microtubule binding
Source: RefSeq, a predicted model, not a curated record